Lolium rigidum is the source of this 3507-nucleotide messenger RNA. RefSeq names its product villin-5. The record is from RefSeq and is a predicted model, not a curated record. Bases 199 to 3075 code for a protein of 958 amino acids. Gene Ontology annotation, biological process: cytoskeleton organization; actin filament severing. The transcript is spliced from 23 exons. NCBI's taxonomy places the organism in Eukaryota, Viridiplantae, Streptophyta, Magnoliopsida, Poales, Poaceae. Gene Ontology annotation, molecular function: actin filament binding.
UGCAAGAGACCUCCUUUUUUCGUCUCCCUCCCCCCUCUACUCCACCAUCUCGCCUCCCCGCCCUCUCUCGCUGCAGAUCGAUCUCCUCCCCAAGAAUUCUCCGGUUCGAUCUCCGCUGCUCCCUCCCCGGGCGCCUCCCAGCAUAUUUUUAGCCCAUCUUUCAAAAAGAAUUAGACAAAGGUUUAUUUUACAUUGAAGAUGUCGGUUUCAAUGAAGGAUUUGGACCCAGCUUUUCGUGGUGCUGGGCAAAAAGAAGGUUUGGAAGUAUGGCGUAUUGAGGAUUUCAAGCCAGUUCCUAUUCCCUCAUCUUCACAUGGGAAAUUUUUCAUGGGUGAUUCGUACAUCAUCUUGAAGACAACUGCCUUAAAAAAUGGUUCUCUUCGACAUGACAUUCAUUACUGGGUUGGUAGAGAUACUAGUCAGGAUGAAGCUGGAACUGCAGCAAUUUUAACGAUAGAGCUUGAUGCUGCCCUUGGAGGACGUGCUGUUCAAUACCGAGAGGUACAAGGCAAUGAAACCGAGAAGUUCCUCUCGUAUUUUAGACCAUGCAUCAUGCCACAACCAGGAGGAGUGGCAUCUGGUUUCAAGCAUGUUGAGGUCAACGAGCAGGAGCAUGCAACCCGUUUGUAUGUCUGCAGCGGGAAGCGUGUUGUUCAUGUUAAAGAGGUUCCUUUUGCUCGAUCGUCCCUUCACCAUGAUGACAUAUUUAUUCUGGACACGAAGUCUAAAAUUUUCCAAUUCAAUGGCUCAAACUCAUCCAUCCAAGAGCGAGCAAAAGCUCUUGAAGUUGUACAGUAUAUCAAAGAUACAUUCCACGAGGGCAAGUGUGAAGUUGCCGCUGUUGAGGAUGGUCGGAUGAUGGCUGAUGCUGAAGCUGGUGAAUUUUGGGGUUUUUUUGGUGGCUUUGCCCCUCUACCCAGGAGGGCACCUGUGGACAGUAAUGAGAAAGACGAGGAAACAACUUUGAAGCUGCUUUGCUUCAACCAAGGAAAGCUUGAUUCUAUCAAUUAUGAAUCCUUGGCACAUGAACUACUUGAGACAAACAAGUGUUACUUGUUAGACUGUGGUGCUGAAUUGUUUCUUUGGACGGGCAGAACUACAUCUCUGCAGGAACGAAAGGGUGCAAACGAAGCUGCCGAGAAAUUACUCUCUGAUGCUAACCGAACAAAAACACAUGUCAUCAAAGUGAUUGAGGGAUUUGAGACUAUUAUGUUCAAGUCAAAAUUUAAGGAGUGGCCACAAACACCUGACUUGAAAUUGUCAUCGGAGGAUGGACGAGGCAAAGUUGCAGCUCUCCUCAAGCGCCAGGGCUUAAAUGUUAAGGGCUUGAUGAAAGCUGCUCCUGCAAAAGAAGAACCACAACCCUAUAUUGAUUGCACGGGCAGUUUGCAGGUCUGGCGUGUAAAUGAUAAGGACAAGACUCUAUUGUCAUCCUCUGCUCAAUCAAAGUUUUACUCUGGCGACUGCUACAUCUUUCAAUAUAUGUAUCCUGGAGAUGAUAAGGAUGAAUGUCUUGUCGGAACUUGGUUUGGGAAGAAGAGUAUAGAGGAGGACAGGUUAACCGCAAUUACACUUACGAGGAAGAUGGUUGAGUCUGCAAAAUUUCAGGCCACCCAGACAUGCCUGUAUGAGGGGAGAGAACCGAUUCAGUUCUUUGUCAUAUUUCAAAGUUUCCAAGUGUAUAAGGGUGGUCUUAGCUCUGGAUACAAGAAAUUCAUUGCCGAGAAUGGUGUGAAUGAUGACACUUAUUCUGAAGAUGGACUUGCGCUUUUCCGUAUUCAAGGUUCAGGGCCAGAAAAUAUGCAAGCAGUUCAAGUUGACUCUGUGGCUUCAUCUUUGAAUUCAUCCUAUUCUUACAUUCUACAUGAUGGAAACAGUGUGUUCACUUGGACUGGAAACCUUACUACUGCACUAGAUCAAGAGUUAGUUGAGAGGCAAUUAGACGUGAUCAAGCCAAAUCUGCAAUCUAGGUCACAAAAGGAAGGGUCAGAAACAGAUCAAUUUUGGAGCUUACUUGGAGGCAAAGUUGAAUACUCAAGCCAGAAAAUAGGAAGGGGAAAUGAAAGUGAUCCCCAUCUCUUCUCUUGUAUCCUGUCCAAAGGUGAUUUGAAGAUAAUAGAAAUAUACCACUUCACUCAAGAUGAUCUGAUGACAGAAGAUCUUUUCAUUCUGGACUGUCACACAGACAUAUUUGUUUGGGUUGGCCAGCAGGUAGACGUUAAAGUAAGAUUGCAAGCUCUGGAUGUUGGGAAGAAAUUUCUUGAGCUCGAUUUCCUGAUGGAAAAUCGCUCUCAUGAGACACCGAUUUUUAUAGUGAUGGAAGGAAGCGAGCCUCCUUUUUUCACUAGGUUCUUCAAAUGGGAUUCAUCGAAAUCACUGAUGCAUGGCAAUUCAUACGAGAGGAAGCUAUCCAUUGUGAAGGGCGGAGGCACUCCAGCUUUGGAUAAACCAAAACGACGAACACCGGUACAUUCUGGAAGAAGUACUGGACAAGAACCUCAGCGCUCUAGAAGCAUGUCCUUUAGCCCUGACCGUGCCCGUGUUAGAGGAAGAUCUCCAGCAUUCACUGCAUUGGCUUCUACCUUUGAAAGUGCAAACAGCAGAAAUCUUUCCACCCCUCCACCUGUAGUUAAAAAACUUUACCCUAAAUCUGCCACACCAGAUCCGUCAAAUACAUCUUCCAAGUCAUCUGUGAUUGCGGAUCUCACCAGUUCCUCCAAUCGCCCUACUCAAGCUCCCAAAUCAGUAGAAGAUGGACCUGUGCCGGAGAAGCCAAAACAAGAGGAGGAUGCAAAAGAAAACAUUGGUAGCAUGGCUGGUAGGCUUGAAUCUCUCACUAUUGCAGAAGAUGUAAAAGAAAAUGAGCCUGAAGACGAUGAGGGACUGCCGAUAUACCCAUACGAUCUCCUGAAAACUACAGCUGCUGAGCCUGUCACUGAAAUUGAUGUUACCAGGCGUGAGACCUAUUUGUCUUCGGCUGAGUUCAAAGAGAAGUUUGGAAUGGCAAAGGAAGCAUUUAGCAAGCUUCCGAAGUGGAAGCAGAACAGAAUGAAGAUAGCGCUUCAUCUUUUUUAGCUCCAUCUUGUGCUUCAAAUUCAUCGUUCAAGAUCCCUUGAGCCAAAGUGAUAUUUGAUGGUAACUAGCUCUUGGGUCAUUGCGCAGAAUGCGACCAUUAUGCCAGGCAGCACACAAUUUUGAUGUCGCCUGGACCAGCUCUCCUGGUUUUCUUGGUUUGAGUCUUUUUCUUUCCUUUUUGUUAUAGGUUCCCCUUAUUCAUUCAAUUCAUAGGUGUGCUCUUACUAUUCCUUUCAAUUUGAUGGUCGCACAUGUUUUAGUUGUGAGGCUUGCGUUUUUAUAUUAACUUUGCCUUGGUGAGUUGUUUCUUUUUGCCUUUUGAGAUGCGUUUAAGCCCGAGGAAUGGGAAUAUGUGUGUAUAGCAGAGUGCCGGCACUGUAAAAAUCCAUCUGGUUACAUAUAUUAUCAAUGGUAUUUUAUAUUUUGUGUGGA